UAUUGAAACAUUAGAAUAGUAAGAAUGAGAAAAGCUGAAAUCUCAACGUCGAUCAUUUACGUCGGCCAUGCCUUAGACAAUCUCUAAUGUAUUCCUCUAUUUUUUUUUUCUAAAAUAGAGGAAUUUCAUAAUAGAGAUGGAUUUGUCUCCGAUAUAUUUUUAUAUUUUCUCUCCUAAAAAGAAUACUAUUGAUAUAUUCUUUUCGAAGUUUACAAAUGGAAAGGUGAAAACCAGCCUAAUUUAUUUUAGCAUUUUAUAAAAUUACGAUAUUAUUUACACUAAAUAUUUCUUUACAAACUAUUAUGUAAAAAAAAUAUAAUUAUAUUUAUAUAAAUAAUAUAUUUCACUAAAAAAAAUUUUCCGGUUAUAAUUGUUUAAGUAAAAAUUUAAAGUAUCAUUUUGUAAAAACAAAUAGAGGAGGUGACAUGGCAAAAAUAUAGUUUCUCAUUGGCCGAUUAUUUUUGCCUACGUGGAUACUCUAUCUUAGGCUUAUAUCCUCCAGUUUAAUUAAAAUCUGUAAUAUUUAAAGUUUUUUUGAACAAAUAUUCAAAAACUAUUACUUUAGAAAACUGUCAUUUAAUAUAUAAAUUUAAUCAAUUACACAGUAGUUUACAUAAUUUAAUUGGCAACACAAUAUCCAAUAAAUAUAAAGUUACAUUGAAAUAUAAAAAUAAUUUAUAUAGUGAAACAAAAAAUACUUUUAAGCCAUUAUAUUAUAAAGCAAAGGGAAUAUUCAAAUUAUAUUGAAACAUUAGAAUAGUAAGAAUGAGAAAAGCUAAAAUCUCUACGUCGAUCAUUUACGUCAGCCAUGCCUUAGACCAUUUCCAAUGUAUUCUUCUAUUUUUUUUUUCUUUAAAAUAGAGGAAUUUCAUAAUAGAGAUGAAUUUUUCUCCGGUGUAUUUUUCUAUUUUCUCUCCUGAAAAAGAAUAUUUUUGAUAUAUUCUUUUCUAAGUGUACAAAUAAUACUUUUUAUUUGUGAAAGUUGAAAACCAACCAAAUUUAUUUUAAUAUUUUAUAAAAUUAUGAUAUUAUUUACACUAAAUAUUUCUUUACAAACUAUUAUGUAAAUAAAAAAUACAAUUAUAUUUCUAUAAAUAAUAUAUUUUCACUAAAUAAAUAUUUUCGGUUAUAAUUGUUUAAAUAAAAAAUUAAAGGAUCAUUUUGUAAAAACAAAUAGAGGAGGUGACAUGGCAAAAAUGUAGUUUCUCAUUGGCCGAUUAUGUUCGCCUACAUGGACACUCUAUCAAAAGCUUAUAUCAUCUUUUUAUUACUUGUUUGAUAAUAAGUGUACCUAAUUUAUAUAUUCAUUUUUUUAAAUAAACUAAAUGGUAUUUUUUAACUUAAAAACAAUUUUCAUACAAAAAAAUUAAAACAAUUUUUGUAAAAACAAUGUUGUAUGAGUUAAAUACACUAAAACUUCUACAAAAUUAUUAUUAUUUAAUAUACUAUUUUUUAUCAUAAACAGAAUAAUAUUUGACAAUCUAACUAUAGUUAAAAUAUUAUUCAUUGAUUAAAACAAGUGUAAAAAUAUAAUCUAGAUAUUCACACUUUAUUUUACUUUUACCACUAAAUACUAUUAAUUUUACAGUUACUAUCUUUUAUCUUUUGUAAUGUUUAUAUACGUUCUAACGUAAUGUUUUUUCUUAUAUGCUUGAUUACAAUAUUAAGGAUUAAUGCAUCUAUUUAAUUGUUUAGGGGAAUUUAGAAUAUAUUUUUGGUCCAAAACUAUGAUCCAAAACCAUUGUUUUCAUAUUUUCAUUUUUAGUAAAAACAUUUUCUGUUUUGAAUUAAUAUCACAUUCUAAUUCGAUACAACUUCAUUGAUUUUUAUUUCCGAAAAAUUUCUGUCAUAGUUUUUUUUCUUACUUCUAAUUAACUUUAGUUUUUAUUGUUUUUGUUAAACUUCAUACAUUUUUGUGAUUUUUAAACUUUUUUUAAUUUUUUGUGAACAUAAAUGAAAAACGUUGACAUGUUGUUGUUUAAUGUGGUAUUAGUUUGUCUUCUCUUAUGGUUUCCUUAUAUUUCGUACUCUUUUUGUGAGGACUCAACCUUGGACAACACUUGGUUCAAAACAUAUGGUAUUUACAUGAUAACUUGCGAGAGAAUUUUUUUUUUAAAAAGACAUUUAGUUACCAAAUGAAGUUAAUUAAGUAGAUAACUAAUGUUGCACCAAAAAAAACAUUUUAUUAGUUCAUGAUGCAUGCUGCUCAACAGGAUUACUUACGAAGGAUGAGUUGUUUUGUUUCACAGAUUGUUAAAGUGUUAAUGUCAGCGUUCAUUAUAGAACAGUCGAUUAGUCACAAAAAAAAAAGAGAACAGUCGAUGGUUAGAGGGGUUCAAGUCAUGGUUUAGUUGCCAAGAGCUUCAAUGGUCAAGUUCAAAAAAGAAAUAAAUGCGCUGAACUGAAUCUCAAUCAAUUAAGAUCAAUGUGUAAGAAUCUCUACUCGAGAUAGUGGUGACUAUUUAUAUUAGACUUGUUUUUAAUGUGCAUACACUGAUUUGAGAAGAACUUGAUAAGUACUGGACAUAGAGUAUACAUCACGCAAAUGUUUGUUCUCUCCUCACUCCAUUUCAGAAUCUCUAUAGCUAAAUUGAGAGGUGAUGUUCGGGUGCACGCUCUUGCACGAAGAAACUUGAACUUAACUGGCAUGUAAUUGAAUGCAAGCUGACCCAAAGUGGAGUGACCACUGUUGAAACUUGAAACGGUAAAAACUGACCACAUGAUUAUAGGUCUUGGAACUCAAAUGACUUCAGAAGUGUUACAUCCCUUCCGCCAUAUGGAAACUUUUUUGAAUGAGAGAUUCUUAUCACAUUGGGUUUUCAAUAUGCUACUACAUAGAUAAAAAGAGAGUGGAAUUUAAAAAUAUAAUAGUGAAAAUACUUAUACCUUGGAGAAAGAUUAAACUUGGGAAGCCUGACGAUGGAACUGUAGAGGACCUCUCAGACAUUAUAGAGUUCCAUUGCGAUGAACCUUCAAAUUAGCAUAUGUGUUGUGUGCUUAAAACUAUAUGAAUCCUAUAUACCUGAGAGCAGAUUUCUUUCCUUCAGACACCAAAGAGCACAGUGUAUAGUAGUUAUAAGCUAAUACCACUCUUUUGGAGUAAACCAAAGUGAUUCAGUUGAAACCUGCAGUGAGCAUCAAUGCUUAGCCACCUGAUCAAAAAGCAUCAACGCUUAGCCACCUGAUCAUGGAAACAAAACAACUAAUACCAGAGGGAAGCAUAAUAGAUAGAUGGAACAUGUAUGACGUAUCUCCUCGAUAAUGGGAACGUCUAUUUCACAACUUUGUACUUUGGAGAACACAUGACUAAACAAAAGAAGGGGUUGGACAGUAUUUAUUUUCACAUAUGUGGGCACAAAGGUUCAUAUUGUUAAAAAAAGGUUCUCAGCUCUAAGGUAAAAAAAUUGUUAAGUAGUAAUGUAAGAACUUACCUGUGAAGUAUGGUCAUCAUCCUCUGAAUCCUCCAGACCUGUAACCAAUAGCAGUUAACAUAAAGCCCCAAACUAAUUCUGGAACACUAAUUAAAGUGUGAGUGGAAGCCAUAAGUGUACUCACGGAUAAGGCAGAUAAUAUAUAUGCUAUUUCAAUUUCUCUCAGCUUCCUGAAGAGCUAGAAUAAGCAACUUCUUUGGUGUCAGUGUUUCUUGCAACCUAACCUUAAAAUUUUCAGUGAAAGUGUUAAUACCUCCGGAAAAUUGAUCCAAAGUCGAAGAAACAAUGGAACAUUUCUCAGAGAGGAGGUGAUGCUUACUUGUUUCCUGAAGAAGAAGCAACUUUGCUUAUCCCUUGCAACUUCUUCAGUAAGUUUAAUUGCCAAAUAGACAGAAGAUGAAUGAGACCUGAGGAGAUAAAAACAAACUAGCAAUUAUAGAAUAUGUGUUGUGGAAGUACCGACGCGAAAAGAAGGAUAAAAAAAUAUGUUGGCGGCAUCUGUUGAGCCAAAUCUUUCUCUUCCCCUGAACAGAGAUAUAAAAAAUAAUGAUAAUUUUUUUCAAGUCAAACUCAUCGACAUUGCAGUGGGAUGCAGGCAUGUCAUCCCCAUGACAUCGUAGAAGAACAUCACCUUUUCAUCAUAAUCGGAGGUGAUAGGGGAUUUUCCAUGCGGUUUCAUCGCGAAUUGAGGUUAGAGAAUUUUAGGGUUUGGUUUGCAAUCUGGAGAGUAAAUCUGUAUAUAAAGUAGCAGGGAAAGAGUAAACGGAAUUGAAAUCAUAAAGAAGAGAUUGAUGGAUCGAGAAGUAAUGGAGUAUUGAUUGUGGAGAUGAGAAUGGAGAGAACUGAAACGAUAGAGAAGAACCCGUAAGACGAAGAGAUAGAGGAGAGAGGCGUAGUUCGUCGUGAUAUCCGUCUCGUUAUUUUUUUUUUUAAUUGAACCGGAUAGCUCAGCCCAUUGCUAACCGGUGAAGCCCAUGAGAACAGAUCAGAGCCCGUACGAAAUCAUCAGUUCAAAGAGCAGAUCCUACGUGUAUUAAUGAAAUGUUUUCAUUGGCCAAAUAUAAUUGUCGACGUGGACAUCCUAUAAUCCCUUUAUAUUUGGCUUUUAGUAUAGAAUAAAUUAUAUUUAUUAUUUGUUUUUUGUUCAUUUUGAGCUCACGAAAGUGAGGAAAAGAGUAGCUAGAUAGAAAGAGAAGGGAUUUCAAAUUGAAAGGGACGUCCGAGUCAGGAGACCAGGGGCGGAUCCAGAAAAUAAUUUAAUGUGGGUACAAUAUAUAUAAUUUUUUAACAUAAUAUAUAAAAAAAUUAUCUAAGAUAAGUUUUUUUUACAUUAAUUCAUAAAAAUAGUUUUCAGGGACGAAAAUGACCAAUUUUUUUAUUAAAUAUAAAAAUUAUAUUUAUACCUUAUGGUUAACUAAUCUGGACUUAAGAUUUAGAGUUAAGAGUGAAAUUCUAAGAUAGGAGUUCAAAUUUUAAAAAAUAAAAAGAUAAAAAAUUAUUUUGGUCAUUUUUCUAUUUAAAGACUAUUUUUGUGACAAAAACAUAAAUGUACUAUUUAAGAGAAUUACCAUGAUAUAUAUUUAUUAAAACUUUAAUUAUAUAUUAAUAGAUUGAAUUCUUCUUUAAAUUAUAUUUUAAAAAAGUUACUUGAAAAAAACUUGAGUCAAUUAAUAAGAUAAAUAGGUUAUGUUAAACACUUUUUAUUAGUUAUAUUAAUAUAAGUACUAAAGAUAAAAUUGAUAAAAUGAUUUUUAAACUAAAACUUAAAUAAAAUAAUUUAUUUUUAAAUAAAAUAAUUUAUUUUAUUGAAAAGGUGAAAACUAAUAUUAAAGUAAAGGAAGAAAAUAAAUUAUUUCUAUUUGAUUGCAAAAACACGAAGGAGAAAGGAAAACUUGUCUUACAAAAAUGUGACUAAAAUAAGAUAAACUGUACACAAUUUUUUUUAAAAGAGCUCAAGGGAUUCGAACAUGGGUUGCAUGGGGCACUUCUGAGCCUUUAAAACCAUCAGAGCUGGCAACAUUUAUACUUAACUUUGUACAAGACGCUAUUUUAACUUUAGUAUGUGGCACGUGCCACACCUUCUCUAAGGGUGGGUCCGCCCCUGCAGGAGACCAAAGCUUCGAGCCUCUCACAUGGCGUCUCCCUAUUGUCCUCUGUUGAUGAAGAAGCUCAUGAUCUUCUUUUUAUCUUCUCUACUUCACACUACUAUUGUAAACUCGGAAACGCAGUGUCGGCGUUUCAAGUCGAUCAUCAGUUUUGGUGAUUCCAUUGCCGACACAGGAAACUUGCUCGGCCUCUCUGAUCCUAACCAUCUCCCUCACGUGGCGUUUUCGCCGUAUGGGGAGACCUUCUUUCACCAUCCCACUGGCCGUUUCUCAAAUUUUGCUUACAGGAAACUUGCUCGGCCUCUCUGAUCCUAACCAUCUCCCUCUCUGAUCCUAACCAUCUCCCUCACGAUACGUGUCUAAUCAUGUAUCUUUUUGUCUUUACAGUGUGAGUGAAUGUGAAUGUACAUCGAUCUUCCGAACAACAGGAGCAUAACCGAAUCAUGGACUUGUAAUUGUUUCUGGUUUUCACCCUUCUUGAAAUGACAACAAAAAAUCACAACGAAAAUUAUGUAAUAUUUUGGUUACCAAACCGCUAUCUUUAUCUUGUAGUAUAAAGAAACAGAACAGAUGAUAGUUUUCUUUUGUACUCCUGGUUGGAAUCUUGAGAUGAAACCAACAGAAGAAUUACUGAUAGUUAUCUUCUGCUCUUUCCUUGUUAUAUUGUUUAUGUAUAUACCACUCUUCCGUAUUAUGGGUAGGCAUAAUCGAAUAUCCAAUUUUUUAAAAAGUAUUCGUGAUCCGAUCUAUUUCGUAAGAUUUGAUUUGACCCAUAGUCCAGAAAAUAUAUGUCUUUAAACGGAUAUUAGAUUCAAUCCGUUCAAAUAAAUUAUAUAAAAUUAAAUCAAAAUUAAUAUAAAAUAAUUAUCUUUUAUUUCUAAAAUAUUUAUUUAAAGCUCUAAUAACUAAAAUAAUUAAUUUUUUUAAUAAAAUAUCAUAACUUAUAUAAAAUAUAAUUAUAUACAUAUAUAUAUAUAUAUAUAGUUUUAUAAAUAUAUGUAUAUAUUUGCAUAUAUUGGAUCAAAAUGAACAUUCAUUUUUCUAAAGAAAAUAGUAUAUCUGAUUUACUUUGUUUUUUUUACGGAUAUUGCAUAUUAGUAUUUGUUUUGUUUCGUGGAAUUACGAAUAUCCAAUUUUUUUGGUUCAAAUCAAACAGAUAACAUAUUAAAUCAAAUUUUACUGAUAUUUUCUUCAUACCUUUAAGAGUAUUUUCAACUUAUUGCUAUUUUUAUUUCUAAAAUAAAGUAAAAUUGCUCCAACCCACGUUUAUUUAUUAUAUUCUAUAAUAUAGAUUGCUAUAUUUUCCUUUAUUUAUAAAGGAAGCAAUAUCUUUUUUUUUCUUUUACUUUAUAUUUUGAGAUUGCUAUUUUAGAGUAAUACAUUGAAGUAUAUCUUACCUCUAUUAUAAUACAUUGGAAAUGGUCUAAAUAUGUAUAACUUCUUUUCAUGAUUAUUCUUUUAUGAAUGGUAACGUUCAUGUCUAACACAUGAAAACAUCUAAAAGUAAAACCACCAAAGUGUGGUUAAACCUUAUUGGUUCUUUAACUUACAGCUUAUAUGGCUCUGUUCACAGCUGAUUCUUAGGGGUUUCCGAUUGUGCCUCCUUUUUAUGGACCUCCAAACGCAAACUUUGAAAAGGUAGUCAAUUUCGCGGUAGGGGAAGCAACAGCACUGGAACGUUCUUUUCUCGAGGAGAGAGGGAUUCAUUUUGCUUACACCAACGUCAGUUUAGGAGUUUACACCAACGUCAGUUUAGGAGUUCAGCUUAAGAGCUUCAAGGAUGCUUUGCCUAACAGGGGCGGAGGUAGUGAAGGAGGUGUGGGGUCAACUGACCCCACUACUUUUUUAAAAAAUAUUUCUUUUUUAUUUAAGAAAAUCUGUACUGACUUCAUAAAAAAAAGAAAAUUUGACCCCACUAAAAAUAUAACUUCACAAAAAUAAUCACAAAACAUUAAAGAUUGAAAAUAAUUUAAAACUAUAUAAAUAAUAUGUUUAUUUUAUUUGUGAAACAUUUGAUUUAUAUUAAUUUUAGCUUAAAUUUCAAUAAACAUGUUUUUUAUAUUAAAUGUUAGUUACAUAUUUCAAUAAAACCCAAAUUGUUUUAGGUCCAAUAAUUAUUAUUUUUUUUGAAAUUAAUGAGUGAAUUUGAAAAAAAGUGAUUUGUGCUUCUUUUUUGGACAAACGCAAAAAGAAAGAACUCUCAUGUUACCCAAAGUUUUCUAUUUUUUUUUGUUAUACACUCUCCUCUUUAUUUUACCAAACUAGAAAUGAUUAUGAUUAACUAAUUCAAUAAAAAUGUUUAAGGUUUAUAUUCAUGAUCUGAGUAUUUUUUAAAACUAAUUUUGUUUUUACAAGUAGAUUAAUCUUUAAAAUUUACCAGUUAACUAAUGGAUCAGUUUCUGAAUCGGCGAAAAAAUAUCAGCAAGUGAAAAUUGUCAAAAAAUAGUAUUACAAUAUCGCAGUAGUAAUGAGUACCUAAAAUUGUUCUGAUUUGUUUUAUCGAAAAUAUUUUAAAUUGUAGUAAAUAAUUAUGAUAAACAAGUUUUAAAAUAUGAAUGAUCAUAGAAUAUAUUUAUAGUUUUUUGUGGUUAUAAAUUAUGUAUUUGGAAAAAAAAAUUUGACCCGGUUACAAAAAAUUUCUGGCUCCGCCACUGGCCUAAGCUAUGUGGCUCCCCAUCAGGUGUGUAAGUUCAACACCUUUCUUUUAUGUACUUGGUUUGUGCUUAGAGUUCCAACUUGUUUAUGUUAACCGCCAAGAUGCACAACCAUUCCAGCUAACUUGUAGUAAUAGUUUACUUUGUUAAAUCAUUGUUUUAGACUGCAGAGAUAUGAUCAAAAAUGCUUUGAUCCUCAUGGGAGAAAUUGGAGGGAACGACUAUAAUUACGUUUUCUUUGUGGGCAAAACCAUUGAAGAGGUCAGAGACAUAAACUAAUAUAAUACUAUUCAUUAUAACAAACUAUAAAUUAGCUAUUUGAAAUAAACUAAUACAUAUUAAAAUAUUAUGCCACAUAUUCUAUAAAAUAUUAUUUUAAAGCCUCAAGCAGAAUAUUUAAUAUAAAACACAUAAUUUUUCUUGAAAAUAUAUAUUCUUAGAAUUAUGUUCUAAUCUUACUUCUACGUAUUUAAUUAUUUAUAUAAUUAUAGUGUGUGAAAUUAACCUAACCGCAUGGAAUUUAAUUCAUUGGUAUUAUUUGUUUGAGAAUUAUGAGUAUAUCUUAAAAUUUUGAUCAAUAUACUGACGUCUAAUUCAUUAUGUUUAUAUAUAUAUAUAUUUUUUUCUUUGAGAAAAGAUUGAAACACAAUAAUUAAAUAUACGAACUCUAUAUAAUAUUUCUAAAUAUAUAUAAUUUCCACUAAUUAAAACCUCUUACAAAUUGAUUGAUUUAUAUAUAUUAUGUUACAUAUCAUAUAACAAAUAUGAUUUUAAAUAUUUGGUCGAGAAAAAUAUUUAGAUUUCUAUCCUAAUUAUUAUUUUUAUUAAGUUGAAAUAACAUGAUAAAUUUAAAUUGAUAACUCUCAGUUAAAAUCAUAAGAACAUGACAAAUAACUAAAUUAUCUAAAAUUAUGGAAAAAAAUUUAAAUAAGCAAAAUCAGUUCUCGUAUAAUAAUAUAGAUAGAUGUUCAUGUUACAAAAAUAAUUUUAUAAUUUACUAGUUUAUUUAACUAUUUUAUUAUUAAUUAAGAAACUUAAUUAUACUUAUGGAAUAUAUAAAAAAAAAUUAGAAGUGCUUUUUCUUUUGAAGCCCAUAAAAACUCGUUGGGUAUAAUAUGGCCUUAUAAUGUGCCUAAUAACUAGUGAAGCCGAAACCGUUAAUUACAUCUUCUACUUUUAGAGUAUGUAGCCUCUGUAUCUUGUUAAAAACCCUAAAUUCAUUCCUCAACAACCCUUACAGCAUGGCCGAAGAGCUCGUCUUGAAAGGCACAGUGUGCGCCCCCACUGAUAUGGUCACCAACAUGAUCGUAACUUCGCUGCCAAACAAGUCAAUCCCUAUUGAAACAACGACGAAGAUCUCCGAUCUUCCGGUAAAUUUGGUAGAGGAGAUUCUCUCUAGGGUUCCCUUGAAAUAUAUGAGAGCAGUGCGGUUAACUUGCAAAGAGUGGGACACUUUAUCCAAGAGUCCAAUCUUUUCAAAAAUGCACGCUGAUAAAAUAAGAUCAGAUGAGUCUAUGAUGAUGAUCGCAAUGAUAGAUUACAAUCUUUAUCUCAUGAGGGUCGUUUUCUUUGUUAAUGAAGAUCCACACCUAGAGCGUAAAGGUAAGCUUACUUGCCAAGACAUACAAAGUAAGAUAUCUCAAGUUUUCCAUUGUGACGGUCUAUUGUUAUGCGUCUUGGAAGAAGAUGCUACCAAAGUUAUUGUUUGGAAUCCUUAUUGGGGUCAAACAAGGUCCAUAGAUUGUAGAUACUCUCACCGCCCAUACAGAUGGGACAGGUUUACUUAUGCUCUCGGAUACGAGGACAAGGGCUCUUGUCGUAGCUACAAAUUCUUGAGGUUUAUAGAUAAGUACUACAAUGCACCCAUAGACCAGUUUUUAUGGUAUGAGAUUUACGAUUUCGAGUCUAGUACAUGGAAGACUCUUGAUGUCACUCCACACUGGCGUAUACUAUUUAGUCAGCGUGGCGCGUCUCUCAAAGGUAACACUUACCGGCCUGCUUCACAAAGAAACACAAACGAUGUGCUUGACGAUCACAUCAUCUGUUUCGAUUAUACAAGUGAGAGUUUCGGUCCUCUUCUGCGUCUCCCGUUUGACGCUGGUGAGGAUGACUAUGUGACUUUAUCAUGUGUUAGAGAAGAGAAGCUUGCGGUUUUACUUACUCACAACGAAGCAGGUCCAAUGGAGUUUGAUAUAUGGAUUACCACUAAGAUUGAGGCCGACAAGGUAUCGUGGAGCAAGUUCUUGAGAGUGGAAACGGAAACGGGAUUUUUUGCUCUGGUUAAUUGUGAUAGUUUCUUCAUUGACGAGGAGAAGAAAGUCGCAAUGGGUUACCACAAUACAUUUAACAUUGUUGGAGAAGUUGGAUACUUGAAAAAGCUGGAGCUCGUAGAACGUGCAGGCACAGACGUAGGCUACUGUAAGUCAAACGGGUGCUCAUAUGUUCCAAGUCUAGUGCAAAUCAAGCAAUCUGCUGCAGGAGGAGGAGGUGAAAGGAAACGACAGAGCGACUUAGAAAAGCAACGAUAUGAUCAAAAUAUGUCGAGACUUGCCACUAUUGAAAAUCGUAGCAGUGUGUGAUACUCUGCAAACGAGGAAAAAAACUAGAUGAUUAGUCUUUCAUUUAACUCUCUUCUAAUGCAGUGUGUAUUUAUUAAGAUGUCUAGAUAUUCUCACCGUCCUGGUGGAUGUUACGGGUUCGGUUACGCUCUUGUCGUAGCUAUAAAUUCUUCUUUCUUUUUUUAAGCAGAAAUAUUUUGUAUUUGCGGAUAAUUGAACCAAGCAGCUAUUACUAGCUAUAAAUUCUUGAGGUUUAUAACAUUACAAUGCACUCAGAAACCAGUUUUCAUGGUAUGAGCAAGAAUAUAAUCAAAAGGAGAUGAUUAGUUUCAAUACCGCCAGCUCGGAAACUAAGAGCACCAGCAUUAAUGAACCCCCGGUUGGGGUUCAUAAUUUGAAUUUCUUAUUAUUUUUUUUAUUUUUCGUUUGAUUUAAAAAAAAUAAAUAAAUAAAUAAAUUGACCAAUAGCGGACUGCUACGUGGCGUGGGGUUCGCUGAACAGUGACGAUCCGGGUUCAUGCGGAAGGAGCGUGGCGAGACAGGGUCAUUACUGUAGCAUAUUAUAAUAUUUGUUUUUUCUGGAGAAGCGUGUGAACUCCACUCACAAACCGUCAAUGCUGGUGCUCUAAGUGCCAGAACUUCAAACCCCGAUCAUAAGUUUCAGCUUUUUGAUUGCCUACAGCCUCUCUGAUCCUAAGGACCUUACCAAAAAUAUUAUUUUGUAAAAUGAAAACUUGUUAACAUGCUAUUAGCAAGUGAGAUGAAGAAAAGUAUCAGAGCAAGUUUAAGACAUGAUGAAGCUUAUCAACUGAUUUUAUUGAUUUUACAUAGUGUACUAUAUGAAAAAGAAGUGAUUAACAAGAAGUCAAGUAUGGUAGGAGUAGGACUGUACGCUCGUAUAUACCACAGAAAAUAAAACAUGUUUACAAUCACAUUUGUAUUCUAACAAUAUUCGUUUUUAUAUC
This is a messenger RNA of Brassica napus (rape), 11713 nucleotides long. Its product is annotated as F-box protein At2g38590. NCBI's taxonomy places the organism in Eukaryota, Viridiplantae, Streptophyta, Magnoliopsida, Brassicales, Brassicaceae. The transcript has a single exon. The record is from RefSeq and is a predicted model, not a curated record. Bases 9432 to 10769 code for a protein of 445 amino acids. Gene Ontology annotation, molecular function: protein binding.